AUGCCAUCUCGACACAGCGUCGCCGAGGAGUCGGUCCGCGCGGAUUUCUUCGACGGCUCCUCCUCCGCCAACGCCAACGCCAAGCUCAGCCGUCGCGACCGCUUCGCCCGCACUACCACACGCGCGCGCACUGCCGCUGCCCGCGCCGCAGACAAGGGUGCCAGGCUCCCGCCAGAGAUAUUCCUCCGCAUCAUCGAGUUUGCUAUGAUCAGCCCCGACCCCAUCAUCGACCCGCUGACCAAACCGGACAACCGGAGCAAUACUUGUGUCUGUGCGCCUGCAGAGGCUGUGGAGCGCCUGCCUACCUCUAUGCUCAGACAAGCCGCCGGCCGUGGUUCUCGCACAAAAUGUGUUGCUAAAUGACUGGCCAUUUGCUCCUAAGUACUUAUGAGGAAUCCCCAGCACCUGCUGCGAAGGGUCUGCCUAGUACUGUCCUUGGGAAGUGUUGCGAGAAUCUUACUGAGUGAACCUGUACGGUUGAGUUUUAUAUUUCGUAUCCGCAGGCUCCGGUUUGGUGGUCUACAUGUGUUUGAUCGGAGUUGUGCGUUUUACAUUCUAGGAAUGACGCUAACUAAGCUGAGUAGGAGACGAGAACACGACGGGUGCCGCAGCCACGUUUGCCGCGAGCACUAUCGUCCCGGCGGACGGCGACAACCUAGCACUGUCACCUCCCAAGCCACCUCGUCAGCCACCAAGGCCAGCACUUGGACC
Molecule: messenger RNA, 711 nt
Organism: Gaeumannomyces tritici R3-111a-1
Lineage: Eukaryota; Fungi; Ascomycota; Sordariomycetes; Magnaporthales; Magnaporthaceae
Exons: 2
Coding region: 1-363 (120 amino acids)
Source: RefSeq, a predicted model, not a curated record